AGCCAGUGGCGCACAGACUUUCACUUCCCGGAGCCCGGAGAAGUGCUGGAGCGUGAGCCAUGCUUACGGCUGUACUGCGGCUCGGGGGCUGUUCUCAGGCGUGGAGAUCGGUGAGGAUGGCUAGCUCCGGGGUUACCCGCCAGAAACCGCUCGCGAAUAAAGUGGCCCUGGUUACAGCCUCCACCGACGGGAUCGGCUUUGCCAUCUCCCGGCGUCUGGCCCAGGAUGGGGCCCAUGUGGUCAUCAGCAGCCGGAAGCAACAGAACGUGGACCGCGCAGUGGCCACGUUGAAGGGGGAGGAGCUCAGUGUGACGGGCACCGUGUGCCACGUUGGGAAGGCCGAGGACCGGAAGCAGCUGGUGGCCAUGGCUGUGAAACUUCAUGGAGGUAUUGAUAUCCUGGUCUCCAAUGCUGCUGUCAACCCCUUCGUUGGAAACCUGAUGGAUGUCACUGAGGACGUAUGGGACAAGGUUCUGAAUGUUAAUGUGAAGGCCACGGCCUUGCUGAUAAAAGAAGUGGUUCCAGAGAUGGAGAAACGAGGAGGUGGCUCAGUGGUGAUUGUGUCUUCCAUAGGAGCCUUCUAUCCAUUGCCUGGCCUGUGUCCUUACAAUGUUAGUAAAACAGCCUUAUUGGGCCUUACUAAGAACCUGGCCUUAGAGCUGGCUCAGAAGAACAUUAGAGUGAACUGUUUGGCACCUGGACUCAUCAAGACUAACUUCAGCAAUAUGUUGUGGGCGGACAAGGCAAGAGAGGACAGUAUAAAAGAAUCCAUGCAUAUUAUGAGGAUCGGCAAGCCAGAGGAGUGUGCAGGCAUCGUGUCUUUUAUGUGCUCUGAAGACGCCAGCUACAUCUCAGGGGAGACAGUGGUGGUAGGGGGAGGAACCCCAUCCCGCCUCUGAGGACAAGGCCAGGCAGAGGUCUCUGAGGAAUUUGAGGGGAGAUGGGAGAGAACUUGGAGUGGAGCGAGCAGGCCUGGAAAUUAACAGUUUGCAAAUGAGGUGCAAAUAAAAUGCAAAUGAUCGUC
This is a messenger RNA of Fukomys damarensis (Damara mole-rat), 1024 nucleotides long. Its product is annotated as dehydrogenase/reductase SDR family member 4. The coding region runs from base 60 to 899 and encodes 279 amino acids. Gene Ontology annotation, biological process: retinal metabolic process. Gene Ontology annotation, molecular function: carbonyl reductase (NADPH) activity. Gene Ontology annotation, cellular component: peroxisome. The transcript has 10 exons. The record is from RefSeq and is a predicted model, not a curated record. Lineage: Eukaryota; Metazoa; Chordata; Mammalia; Rodentia; Bathyergidae.